This is a messenger RNA of Symbiodinium pilosum, 485 nucleotides long. NCBI's taxonomy places the organism in Eukaryota, Dinophyceae, Suessiales, Symbiodiniaceae. The record is from the annotation of a GenBank genome assembly.
AUGGCUAUGCAGAUGCCGCACCGUGUGGAUGCAGCCUUAUCAGGAGUGAAGAUGCGUGCAGCAGCCAUUGGCCUUGAUGAAGUCUACAAGGAGCUGGGUUUGCUGCGGCCACCCUUAAAGGAGAUCUCAAUUGAGGAACAGCUCCGGCGCCGUUUGCUGCUGGACCUGGAUGGAAGUAGCCAGUCCACACGGCUGUAUUGGGGCCUGCUGUCGAACUCGGUGGUUUUGAAGCAGGACACGAAAAACUGCAACUGGUACUCAGAUCGGCUCCGGGACCAGGUCCACAUUUUCCGCGUGCGCCGGGACCUCACCGAUCUGCCUCUUCAGGUCAGGCGCGUCAGACUGCGCCCCAGCCUGGCGAGAUCCGUGGCGCGACGCUCCGCGCGCCUCGCCCGGCGCUGGCUUAGCCACGAGGACGCCAUGCACUAUCUGGCAAGAGUCGUCCUUGCAGUGGCUGAAGCGCAAAGAAAAGCUCUGGGGCACAC